UUUUUCACGGUACUUGUAGUUUUUCAGGGUUUUUGUUUCUGUUACACAAAUCAGACACAAGUGGCGUUCUUGGUAAGAACCGUCGUAUGGAAGAUACUUACAAGGUGGUAUUCGGUUCGCCGCCCUGCUGAGGCCACCGGUUGCCGUAUUUGAUCCCAGUCGGGUUACGCCGCUUCGUCAGAUGGCGUUCUGCCUGGCUGAGCUUCACUUGUGGUCCGCCAAGAGCUCCCUCCAAGUCCAAGACACAGAUAUUGGCACAUAUCAGUACUACGAUAAAGCAGAGCCAGCCAAUCACCAGGAGCAUCACUAUUUCAAUGAGAAAGUCCACUUCACUGAAGCUCGAGGCUACUCGUGGACCCCCGCCAACCGCCGGCCGGAGAGGCUCCGCGAUUCGCUGAAGGAGCUGGAGGAACUGUUGCAGACCAACACCUGCGUUCACACCAGAUGGAGGAACACACGCUGUUGCCAGCUUCUGCUCAGCAGCGGCAUACUGGUGACCCUGACCCUCAGCGGACCCCAACUCGAGCAAGUGUGCAUCGACCGAGCGUUAGCGGGACGACUGCCCGGCGACACCGUGACCGAUGCGGUGUUUGGCGACAAGCUGCUGGUGUUGUCCUUCCUGAAGCAAAGCCAACUGGCCGUCGUCUACCUCAACAAGAAGAACCCGGAAUCUUCCACCGACGCCGGCAGGGACGCGGACAAGCUCUCGCCAUCUCGAAUCAAGGUGACGAGCGUGGAGGUUGCGGGGUGGGCGGAUCGAAUCCACCAAGGCGUUGCCGUCAACCGGCCGGAGGACGUGGCGCUGUGCUGGUGGAGGUCCGGCGAGCAGGCAGAGGAGCUUUGGCCCCGGACCCCCUUCAACGUGCACAGGAACAGCCUGGUCCUGCUCGGCUGCUUGCCCUCGGAGGGUCUCAAGGUCGUGAGCUCAAUGCAGACGGAAGAUGAUCUUCUGGUUUGCACUUUCAGCAAUCUUCAUCCCUACCAGCUGCUGACCGUGGAAGUGCCCGCGGGACCCCAAGCCUCCAGGGAGGCGUCCUGGGCUAAAUCCAGCGUGUACGAAUACGCCAAAGGUCGCCUGCACCGCCUGUCCGCCGCCCGCGUCCUUCUGCCCUCUCGCCCCAUCACCUGCUCACAUCACCCCAGCGAAAACCUCCUCCUACUGGGGCUCAGCGACUCCUCCCUGGUGCUCUACGACCAGCGUCGGGAGGUCUCCCUGCGGGCCCCCUGCCCCAUGCCACCCGCCAUCGCGGCCUGGCACCCGGCGGGCGCCUUGGUGGUGGCGGCGGGGGCGACCCAACAGGGCGAGCUGAUGUUCUUGGACGUGGGCCUGGCGCCCGUCGAGGUGGCGCUGGUGGCCGAGGAUGCGACCCCCACCGCCACGCUCGAGCUGGGCCGGCACGUACGCUGCCCCGGACCCCUGCGGAGACUGCAGUGGGCCGCGGGCCCAGAAGGAGGCGCCGAUGACCCGGAUACGAUAAUGCUCGUUUUCCACGGGGGGCUGUUAGCAGUCUUGAAAUUACAACUGGGAGCGGCGAGCGGGUUCCGGCUGGAUCGGGUGCAGCUCCUCCGGCAGCGUCUGCGCGCCGGUCAGGUGCGGGAGGCGCUGGGCGUGCUGGAGGCCGCGGACUGGAGCGCCGCCGCCGAGCAGUGCUGGCAAGGCCUGAGCGCCGUCGCCAACCACCUGCUGAGGCUGCCCCUGGACGCCCGCACCGAGGAGCAACUCGAAGCCGCGUUGGCGACGUUUUACGCCCCCCCUGCGCCUCUUCCCGAUAACGUCACGGCGGACUACAAGGAGGCGGUCCACAAAUACGCCAGACGCUUCUUCCACCAUCUUCUCAGACAUGAGCGCUUGGAGAAGGCCUUCCUGCUCGCCGUUGAUCUCCAAGAUAAAGAUCUUUUCAUGGACCUCCAUUACGUGGCCGGCGAUAAGGGCGAGCUGGUGCUGGCGGAGGUGGCCAAGGCGAAGGCCCGCCAAGUGGCGGCGGCGCGCGACGGGCAAGAAAUAAACGCUGCGAUUAACCGGAAAGACGUUGAAGGAAGCAAGGAAGAUGAACGAGGUCGCCCCAGUGUAAAUGCUGCUGUUUUUUUUGUUUUUGUUUUUUUUUUUUUUGCCGUGCAAGUUUUUCACCUCGGGGCCCCUCGACCACGUGACACGCCCACUCGGCCACCACUGACCAAUCGGUGCACUUCGGAGCACUUGCAAGCCGCAGCGAUGGCGCGACGUCAGGCCCGACCGAGGCUCCCGUGGGGUCUUCAACUUCUCAUCCCAAUCGUGUCGUCCCGCAGCAAACUCGUCCAGCUGAGCCUUCGGGGUCCUCGUCAUCAGGGAAGUGAACGCAACAUACAGGAGACGUGUUAUGCAUUUGUUUCCAUUUUUAAAAGUGUCAUAUUCCAUGUUGACAUCACUGCUGGAGGCAAUAUUUCAUCACCAAAAUCCGCUUUUGAAUUCACGUAACGGUGACGUGGCCGAGGACAAAUGGCGCACACCCGCGCGUCGACAACCAUAUUUCAACUGUUAUUGUGUUGAAGCGUAUGCUAACGCGGUUGCCGUGUUGACAACGCAGCUCUGCUUACCUGUUAGCACAGUCGUACUUCGGCCGCAGUGUCACGUUAAUUCCUUCACACUGAAACUUCAGCCAGGUGGAGAAACUUUUUUUUUUUGUGCUUAUUAUGACAACGAGGUGAAGUGGCAGUAAAACAGGCCAAAAUUCAGAUGUUACCAAUAAUAAAUUGUGGUACGCCGUUGGAAGUUUUCAAGCUGGAUGUUCUCAGAUACAAGUAGCCAAUGGAGUUAGAGUGUGAUCGGCAGGUUGCAACAGAGAUACUGGAAGAGUCACAGAAAGGCGGAGAUGGAGGUGAUUAAACAACUUGUUCCAGAACAGCAAAUUGUGCGGAAAGUACUGAAACCGUGAACGUCUGGACACUCAAAUGUCAAAUGACGUUCACCCGUAGAGGUUAGAAUGUGUUUUCGGUUCACCCCAUUUUAUCAUCCCAAAGUUUAUUAAUUUUAUACAUGACGUUAACGAGCCAAUUUUCCAUACUAUGUCUCCUCUCAAGAAAACACCCUUUAAAACGUUGCAUUAACGAUGAAACGUACGACGUUUCCAUCGGCGAUAUCGAAGGUUCCUCCAGGUGCGCGUGUGGAUGAGAUUAAGGCCGGCAGUUUUAUUCAUGAACGGCAGCCGAGCGGCGACGUCGAAGCGUGGCACCUUUCCUGCGCAUCCGCCAUGCCGGUGUCAGAGCUGUCGACGCGGCGCGCUCGCCCGCCUAAUCUGACAGCGCCUAAUCCCUCACUGUAUCCUAAUCUAUUUACUUUGCAUUCUAAGAGGAUUUACAAUCUACCCCCCCCCCCCACCACCACCACCACCAAAAAAAAAACAUAUACAAGGAGCCGUGGUUGGAAAUGGACAGAAGAUCAGCGAGGAUGCUUUUCUUUUCUUUUUUGUGUGUUGUUGUUUGUUUUGUGGCAAAAAAAAGGAGGGAGGAAAAAAAAUCACGGCGCGUUUUCCGCCAAGUCAAUCCGCCGCAUGAAAGGAUUCCAUUUUGGUGACUGAUACUAAUGCUUCUCUUAUGUACGCAUCCAGCACGCCGUCUUUGGCCUGUCACGCUGCCUUCGCGCGGCGUCGUGUCCUGAUUGUUUGACCUGACAGCUGCAAAAAUUGCUUAACAGCCUCGGCUGCGCUCUGCGGAGGCCACACGCAGCAGAGUUUUUGGAAUCUAUCCCCUCCUCCCAUUAAAAAAAAAAAAAAAAUGUCUCCACCCACUUGAACGGCACUCAAAAGACCGAAUGUUUUUUUUUUCCGAUCGUACUCACUGAUUUAAAAAAAAAAAAAAAAAAGACUGGAUGGCUCAUCAGCCACCAAAACUGAAGUCGCCAUCCGCCAUCUUGAUACUCCCAAAACAAACAUGCCGACCUGUGCGUUAAUCGCCAGUUUCACAGCUGUGAGGAAACAUUCCACAGGUAAAAUGUACAUUGACCCUGUUAAAGUUUUUUUUUUUUUAAUCUUCUGAUGUGCUUAAUUCACUUGAACAAAGUUCUGUUUAGGGUUGUUGUUCACUGUUCACUCUCUGCUUCACUUUUAUAGGCCAACGGUUUUUCGCGAAAAAAGCGAUGUCAAUAUUUUCCCAAACUUCAUCAGUGGAUAAGCAAGGAAACACAUUUUCUGCAAAGUUUUUGAUGAAUUUCAUAAUAUAGAACUCUGCAAAUUGAAUUUGAUUUUCAAAUGCGAGGAAUGCCAUAACCCAACCUGUAUUCCAAGUCCUCCACACGCUUUGGGAGUACCGAGAUU
Messenger RNA from Syngnathoides biaculeatus (alligator pipefish), 4289 nucleotides. RefSeq names its product WD repeat containing planar cell polarity effector (gene wdpcp). The record is from RefSeq and is a predicted model, not a curated record. Gene Ontology annotation, cellular component: axonemal basal plate. The coding region runs from base 182 to 2455 and encodes 757 amino acids. The transcript has 16 exons. Gene Ontology annotation, biological process: cilium organization; establishment of protein localization; nervous system development. NCBI's taxonomy places the organism in Eukaryota, Metazoa, Chordata, Actinopteri, Syngnathiformes, Syngnathidae.